Ylistrum balloti is the source of this 5221-nucleotide messenger RNA. Its product is annotated as B-cell linker protein-like. Gene Ontology annotation, biological process: intracellular signal transduction; cell surface receptor protein tyrosine kinase signaling pathway. Lineage: Eukaryota; Metazoa; Mollusca; Bivalvia; Pectinida; Pectinidae. The coding region runs from base 147 to 1916 and encodes 589 amino acids. The transcript has 17 exons. The record is from RefSeq and is a predicted model, not a curated record.
AAGUUUACUGUCAGAACGUCGCACUAAGUUACAUUUGACAGUACUUAUUAUUGGAGGUUUGGAAAGAAAGAUAUGCGUGUAUUUUAAAGGGGUCAGUGACGUUGACAACUGUUCUUGGUAUUGCUGACGUGUAGCUGAUCCACGUGAUGAGCCGCCCGCGGAGAGAACUACCCCUCCCAGGAGAUUCUGCCCCGGCAAUUCGCAGGCCUCUACCUGGCACUCCAGAUGAUGAUACUAACAGAGGUCCACCUCCACCACUUCCAUCAAGAGGGGGUGGGGCCUCCAGUGGACCCAGCCGAAAACCCCUUCCUACUCCCACUCCUCCAAGUAAGCUGCCUUCACGGAACCCGCUUGAUAGAGCAGAAGAAGCACACCCAGUGCCAGUACCUCGGCAAUCCCAACAUGGUCGCCUCCCACCACCACCACCCAGUAGGGGUCAUACUACACAUAUAAAAAAGCAAGAGUCUAUGACAUCAGAUGAUGGAGAAAUUUACAACGAGGCUGAUGUGGGUGAUGAUGUGGGUGAAGUUUAUGUGGACUGCGAACCUGAGUCUGAUCAGGAUGAAUAUGAUCAAUUUGAGUACCAGGAGGAUUCAGAAGAAGAGCAAGAAGAAUAUACAGAGUUUGAUGUGGGAGCUGAAGUGCAGGAAGAAAUUCAGGAGACCUAUGACGAAUUUGAAAUCCAGGCGGAGGAGCAGGAGACCUAUGAGAUAUCAGAUGAUGUCCCAGAUGAAGUUUAUCAAGAUUUGGAUGGGGCUGAAGAUAUCGCAAACCCUCCUCCUCCUCCCCCCUCAAGACCUAUCCCCCAACUUCCCAAAACUGCAUCUCCCGCACCCCCACCCCCACCUCCUCCACAAAGUAAGAGAGCCCCAAUAGAGAAGAAGGCAGCACUUCCCAAAGCUCCAGUUCCGAAAAAAGCAAGUGGCCUUGAUCUCAGUGAAGUUUUGAAGAAACGUGGAAAUCUGAGGAAAGUUGAAUCAGCAGACGAACGACCAAUCAGCUCCAAUGAUGUUAAGGAGUAUACCACUGGCAAUGACAUUCGCUCGACAUUUGAAAUGUUUAAACAAAAGGAGGAGGCAGAUGACUCCAGCCCACAAAUUUCUGUCUCUAACAAUAUCCGUGAUAGGAUGAAAAUGUUACAGACUAAUUUAUCUCCUCCCUCACAGCCAGUGAGAGUUACCCCGUCUUUACCAAUAAAACCUUUGAAUAUUCCAAGCCAACCUAUGAUGCCCCCUAGACCAGGCCCUCCCCCUCCUAAAACAGAUCGUCCAGAAAUACCCAAUAGAUUUGGCCGUUCACCAUCACCAGGGGUUCACAACAUCCAGUCACACACAAGAUUGGAUUCACCAGAACUUCCUCCUCCACCUAAACUGGAGGACUUUCAGCCCCCUCCUCCACCAAAAACAAAGGAUUCUUACACAAAAGUAGACCCAGGUACAAAACCCACUGGAGAUUCCGGUAAAAAUGCCCCCUUGGUUCCUAACGGCAACCAGAAUGACUGGCCUGAUGAAUAUGAUGAUGAUGAUGACGGUGAAAUUUAUGAUGACGUGGCUGCAGCAAUAGCAGAUCCUCUGGGUUGCUAUGCUUGGUACCAUGGUAACAUCGAGAGAGAUAAUGGAAAUAAAAUGCUCAAGAAAAUCAGUAAGGAUGGUUGUUUCCUGUUGAGAAAGAGUAGCGACGAAAAGAAAGCCAAGAUCCAGCCAUAUACCUUGAUGGUCUACUACAGCGGCUACAACUACAACCUCAAAGUACGCUUUCGGUCGGACCAAAAGUAUGCCCUGGGCGAGGAAAAAGCAGAUGAAGUGACAUUUGAAACAGUUCCAGAGCUGAUCAGUCACCACCAGAGUAAUGAGGUUAUUUUAGUGCACAAGUCAGGCAAACAGUACAGCACUCUCCUCACUGUGUCACCUUCCUGAUACUGAGAUUGGGUUCAUGAGAUUUUUUUUUAUUACAAAUAUGUACAUAGACUAUACAUAAAACACAAUGCUCUCAGUUACAACAUUUGAUUUGGUUCAUUUGACCUUCAGUUCUGUCCUUGAGAGAGAACAUAAUUUCACAAAACAAAUAACUUGUGCAUUAUAUAUAUUCAGACACAUUUUAGUAUGAAAGUUACAGUGUCCCAUACAAAUUGUCAUUGUAGGAAAGUGUCAAAUUUUAACUGAAAAGUACAUCGAUAAAUUGAAGUAAUUAGAAUUUGUGUUAAAGAAAGCUAAAGGAUCUACAAUAUUAAUGGAUGCAGUCAUCAUGCACUUAACCUUAUGCUUUAAGUUCCAGGUGCACUCUGAUUUAUGUUAAUACUACAGAAUUACUGUGUUUGUGUUCAUAUAUAUUUGUAUGUGCUUUUUAGUAGAGAUUGUUGAUAGUGUACGAAUGCCUAUGUAUAUAGAGCUGUCAUAGUUGUCAAUUGUAUUAUUUGCCACAUUAAGUGGCAACCUCAUAAGCAUAAUACAUUUAUGUAUCAUAUCAUACUGAAUUGUUUAUACUUAUUUUAGAGAUAUAUAUUUACACAUGCCAUGUAGAUUAAUUAAGCAUUCCUUUAUACAAUGUAUAACCAAAUGAGUAGAUUUGAUAUGAGAAAUUUAUCUAUGCAACAAGUUAAGCGAUAAUAUUACAGUGCUUUCUAUAUCCACAUAUAAAGCUUAUUGUAUCCAUAUAGUAUAGAGAUAGGGGCUACAGGAAAAAUCAAUUUCUUUGGUAACCUUCCUCCCAGUACAAAAUUCUGUGGUUCCAAAUUCUUUCUUCUGAGUAGUCUCCCUUGAUAACAACUGUAGUAUCCUGUAGUAUUCAAUAAUUUCUUCUGAGUAGUCUCCCCUGAUGACAACCUCACGUGGUUCUCAGUUAUUUCUUCUGAGUAGUCUCCCUUGAUAAUAACAUCUGAUGGUUCUAAUUCUUUCUCCUGAGUAGUCUCCCUUGAUAAUAACAUCUGACGGUUCUAAUUCUUUCUCCUGAGUAGUCUUGUGUAACCAUCCUAAACAGAAAAGGGUUAUACAUAUUUUACUAUAGUAAUCCCAUAGCCUUUAGACAACCUUUCCACCAUGCUAGACUCAAAUCUAAAAUGUUUUGUUGUUGUUGUUUUACAUUAACAAAUGUACCUUUACAACUGUUUUAUAUUAUUUACCUAUAAAGAUUUGUGGGAGAACUUGUUGUGUUGCCAACUCUACAAAAUCCUUUACUUUUGUGUUUUUCCACAAACGAAGUGUCAGUACUCUACAAUUAACCAAUGAUAGCAUUAGUUAAAUUUGAAUUCUUUAUAAGACAUUUCUACAAUACUGGAAUAAAAUUAAUCUAAAUGGGUUCAUGUUAUUAUGCAAAUAUCUUAGUUGGCUGUAGUUAAUGUUCUAACACCGUGCAAAAUCAACAGUAUUUCUCAUUCUGAAUUUUUUUUUAUAACUGUGUUAUUUUCACAGGGUCUUAUGUAGAAAACUUGAUAGCAUGUCUUCAUAUGAAAUAAAUGUUUGAUCAUGAAAUUAUUCUCAUACUUAGAUUCUAUCGUUCAUAAGCUGGUUUCCGAUUCUGAAUCUAUUUUUAGAAAUAUAAUAAGUAUAUUUAUCAGAGUUCUACAGGACAAGGUCACUACAGGACAAGGUCACUACAGGUACGAGUACUGCCUUAGUUAACAUGUUGUAUACCUAGGUUCCUACUACAUCUCUUUAAUUAUAAGAUGAUGAAAGCUGUCCAGUAAGCUGUUAUAAAGAUGUGACAACACCACAAAUAAGUGGGUGUCCUUGAAGAAUUAUGUAUCAAUGCCUUAGUGCUGCAGCCUGUAACUAUAUAUUAGAUAUAUGAUAAACUUUAGGGAACACAACCUUGUCCUUUGCACAUUUCAAAAUUUUCAGUUGUUCUGUGUGAUGUUUAACUUAAGAUACACAAAAGGUAUGUAUCCACAUGUUUUUAAUACCAUGUAGACAUUGUAUUAUUAGCAGAACUUGAUUUAAGACUGGAAAAGAUUCACUUGAAUACUCUAAUUAUUUACUAUCUUGUGACAUGUCCAUAUAUAGUAUUAAUUCAAAUACAUUCCAUGUAUACAUAAAACAAAAGUAUGCUUUUUGUGGAAGGGACAUAUAUAUCCAAAGAUACAUAUACAUUUUUAUGAAUUCAAAAGUUUCCACUUUCAUAUUAAGAUUCAAAUUCCAGUUAGUAAAUAAAAGUAUAUUUUUACAUAACAAAUCAAGAAAACUCCAUCAUGCCUGUAUAAUUUCAUUUCACAUAAAGCAGUUUUUAUUAUUAUAUAUUUAAAUUGUACACAAAUUUUUGUUGGUAGAUUGAUAUUUUCAUCUUAUGUGAGAAUAUUUUGAUACUAGAUUAAUUCCUAUAAAAACCUGUUUUAGACGACAUGUUUCUAACAAAUAGAUGUUACAUAGCUGAAGUCUACAGGAGUAACAUAUCAUCCUUCAUACUCCACAUCAUUAUGGUAAUGUACUUAAGCUUAAUGAUAUAUCAUUCACAUGUUUGAUUCUUGGUGCCAUUGUGUUAACUCAAGACACUUAAAGGUGUAUGCUUACCAUACACUUUAUACUCAUAACAAUUGUAAGAGUUUUCUCCCCUAAACCGUAUCAUUCAGUUUUUAAAAAUAAUUGAUACUUACUCAAUGUCAAUACACAUACUCCAGUGUAUGAUUCAGAAAAAUUAAAAGCUUAAAUUAAGAAAGUCCAAAAUGGUAUCAAACAAACAUCUUUGUUUAUGAUUUAAAUUUUAAGUUUAAAAAUGAUUCUGUUUGAAACAAAACUUUCUAUUGGUGUAAAAAAAUAAUGUAUGAAAGAACAUGACAACAGCAUAGUUUCUUGUUUCUGAGUUAUGCCUCCAUAAUCUACGAACAAUUAAUGAAAAUUUUAAUCCAAAAUGAUCAAGUCUGCUUGGAAGGUUUUGAUCAUACUACAAUAUUUGAAAUACAUUUCCUACUCUAUGCAUGUCUGGCUUAUAUAUCAUGUAACUGCUGCCAGACAUGAUCUAUAUCUGUAGGUAUGUUUGUUGUUUGUUAAUACUGACAGAUACCAGUCUACUGGCUGUUGAAUAUGUUAAUGUGGAUGGACUUCUAUUGUACUAUAUAGCUUGUUUUUGAGGGAUUCUUUAUCUCACUGACUUCAAAUUGGAAUAAAACUGUGAAAAGAAAGACGCUUUCAGAAAUAAAAUUAAUAAUGAAAACUUAAGUCUGUUUCACGAGUUCUGUGAAAAAAUACUCCAAAUUUUGGUGAAAAUGAAAAUUUUAUCAUCACAAAAAAGA